Molecule: messenger RNA, 1166 nt
Organism: Bombina bombina (fire-bellied toad)
Lineage: Eukaryota; Metazoa; Chordata; Amphibia; Anura; Bombinatoridae
Gene: IER2
Product: immediate early response 2
Exons: 1
Coding region: 62-532 (156 amino acids)
Source: RefSeq, a predicted model, not a curated record
ACGGUCAGAGAGGGUUAUUGUUUUGCUGAUCUAAAGAAAGAUUAACUCUCGGGAGCAGAAAAUGGAUUGCACAGCAGAGUUUCUGGCUCACCAGCAGGCCGUGCACCGGGAGGCUCAGCGCAUAGCAUCCAUUUCAGCAUUCAAACUGUUUCGCACCCGUACUCAGCGAGGAGGUAUGCGGCUGCACCGCUCUCUACAGCUGGCUCUGGUGAUGCGCAGCGCCCGGGAGCUCAUUCUGUCCUCCGCACAAGUUCCCGAGCAACAGGUCGUCUCUCCGCCACCUUCUCCCCCUAGGGAGAGCCGUAAGAGAAGAAGCUGCGGGCCUAUAACUGCAGAUCUAGUACCCAGCAAGAAAGCUUGUCUAGGCCAAGAGACCCCUGAGCCGCAACCACAAGGGGGUCCCUUCCCCGGCUUGGCUGAAGUUUUGCAGAGACUACUAAGCUCCGGGCCGCCCCCUAUGCCUGGAGGCUGCGGAUCUACAGUAAAUGGACACCUUCCUGUUGUUAAUACGAGGCCAGUCGAAGCCUUCUAACCCUUGAUAAGGAAACAAGAGGAGCAAGUUGCCAGCAUAUGGGCCAUAAACAAGCCCCAUGAGGCUACGAGGCUGUCACCACGUAUGGCGGCGCUCUCACAGGCGCAGUGUCCCGGGACACUGACUGCAAAGAAGGGGGGCAGAGCCACCCUCCAUCUUCAAGCAGGGGAAGAAUCGUAGAGAGUCACAGAAUCGCAUUCACAAAGCAGACUAGCCAGUUCCACAUAUCUGGUGAUUCAGAAGUGACUCAUCCGCAAGGCAUGGACAACAUGGCUGUCUGGAGAUUCCAGGAGACCUUACAGACUCUGGUUAAAUAGUUCUGUGUUGUGCAUCGCUGUUUGUGUACGACCAGGAGACGUUCAAAGUGUCGAGAGAGAAAAAAGACUAAGUUGGUUAAUUCGCUGUUCCAGUUGUAGGAAACUUUUUAUGGACUUUAUUUGUUAAAGAAUAAGCAACCAAUGACUCAAAUUAACAGGAAGUACACUCAUGUAGAUGUCACGCUGAGGAAAUGAUUUGCUAGAACAUUUGUGUACUUUUUAAUGACCUGUUAUGAAACUCAGUACUUUCUAUUACAGUAGACUGGGACAGAAAUGUGAAUAUUGUAACAAUGUUUAAUAAAAGCUAUUUUAUAGAA